AUGCUCCUGCUGCUCACCCUCCCCCUCCUCCCCACAGCUCCCUUCCAUCUCCUCCUCCUUCCCUCCCCUCCUUCAUCCUUUGCUAUGGCCAUCGCCCCCCGUCCUCGUCGACUUCCAUCUGCCUCCUGCGCUAACGUCAAGCUCGCAGCUUCUUCGACGGCACGUCUUUUCCUCGCUCUCUCCUCUAGACGCCAAGAGGACGCGGGCAAUGCUGGCAAGACUGGAGGGAGCAACUUGACCCAGCAGUCGAAUCAUGAUCCGAAGUACAACCCCAAUGCAAACAUCGUACAAUUGAUGUUGAGGAUGAGUGAAAAGAUGUAUCCUGAAAGAAAAAAUUAUUGA
Molecule: messenger RNA, 342 nt
Organism: Guillardia theta CCMP2712
Lineage: Eukaryota; Cryptophyceae; Pyrenomonadales; Geminigeraceae
Exons: 2
Coding region: 1-342 (113 amino acids)
Source: RefSeq, a predicted model, not a curated record